This is a messenger RNA of Triticum dicoccoides, 1218 nucleotides long. RefSeq names its product RNA exonuclease 4-like. The transcript has 2 exons. Gene Ontology annotation, biological process: rRNA processing. Bases 1 to 1032 code for a protein of 343 amino acids. Gene Ontology annotation, molecular function: nucleic acid binding; 3'-5' exonuclease activity. Lineage: Eukaryota; Viridiplantae; Streptophyta; Magnoliopsida; Poales; Poaceae. Gene Ontology annotation, cellular component: nucleus. The record is from RefSeq and is a predicted model, not a curated record.
AUGGAUAGCUCUUCAGAUGCCCACAGCCGGAACAAGUGCGCGGCGUGCUACCGCCAGUUCAACAGGAUGGAGCACCUGGUGGAGCACAUGCGCGCGUCGCACCACUCGCCGCACGAGCCGCGCUGCGGCGUCUGCGGGAAGCACUGCCGCUCCCUCGACGCCCUCCGUGACCACCUCGGCUUCGGCGCCUCCCUGCCCCCGAAGCCCGCCUGCGCCACGGCCUUUGCUGCCAAGGGCUGCCCGCUCUGCCUCGCCGUCUUCCCUAGCUCCAGCUCCCUCCACGCCCACGGCCCAACCUGCCACCACUCCCGCGCUCCGGUUCCCUCGAGGGGGGCUAUGCCGAGAAUGCCCGUCGGCGGCGUGGUGGCGCUGGGGUGCAAGAUGGUGGGCGGCGGGAGCGACGGGACGCUGGACCUGUGCGGGCGCGUCUGCGUCAUCGACGAGAAUGAGACCAUCGUCUUCGAGAACUUUGUGAGGCCGCUCCUCCCGGUGACGCACUACCGGUACGAGACCACGGGGAUCCGCCCCGAGUACCUGCGGGACGCGCCGACGGUGAAGAUGGUGCAGCGGCAGGUGGAGGGCAUCCUCCUCAACGGCGAGCAGCCGUGGAAGGUCCGGUCCUCGCGCGGCGCGGCCAGGAUCCUCGUCGGCCACGGCCUGGAGCACGAUCUCGACGCGCUGGGCAUGGACUACCCGGCGUACCUGAAGCGGGACACGGCGGAAUAUCCGCCGCUGAUGAAGACGAGCGCCAGGCUGAUGAGCAACUCGCUUCGGUUCCUCACACAAAGCUGCCUCGGCUACGACAUCCAGACGGGCCACCAGCACCCCUACGAGGACUGCGUGGCGGCCAUGCGGCUGUACAAGAGAAUGCGCGCGAUGACGCACGGCCCGCGGAAGAACGGGGGCGAAGGCGAUGCGUGCGCGGCGGUGGCAUUCCCGGCGCGGAGGCAGCGGGAGCUGGAGCGCAUGUCGCCGGAGGAGCUCCUGAGCAUGUCCAAGCUCGACUAUCACUGCUGGUGCCUCGACGACUAGCCUCGACGACUGCAGCUGCAUCUGCAUGUCCAACAGUCCAAGCAUGAGCCAUGGCCCCUGACUGCGAGGCUGCCCUGCCGAAUUCGAUUCUUCGCGCUUUACUUACUGAUCAAAGGGGAAUUCGUUAGGAAAAAUCGGCAAAACACCUGUAAAACGUCUGUGGAUGUGUACGAUUAUUGCUGCCCU